Molecule: messenger RNA, 427 nt
Organism: Nerophis lumbriciformis (worm pipefish)
Lineage: Eukaryota; Metazoa; Chordata; Actinopteri; Syngnathiformes; Syngnathidae
Gene: smim20
Product: small integral membrane protein 20
Biological process (GO): mitochondrial respiratory chain complex IV assembly
Cellular component (GO): mitochondrial inner membrane
Source: RefSeq, a predicted model, not a curated record
CUUUAUGUAACCUUUACACCGGAAGUUAUUGCUCAAGUAUUAUGCACAUUUGUAGGUAACAUACAAUUUAUAGCCUGCGCCAAAUAAAAUAGGAAGAAUGUCCAAAAACAGAAAGAUAGUGCUGAUUUUUGGAGGAUUUGCGACUGCAGUUGCUGCUGCAUUUUACCCCAUUUUCGUCCACCCGUUCACCCACAAAGAAGACUACAGAGAAGUCCAGAAGGUGAACCGUGCAGGAAUCAAACCGGAGGAUGUGCAGCCUGCAGGUCUGAAGGUGUGGUCUGAUCCAUUCAAGCCUUCAGACAAAUGAUUCCUGGUGACGACAACAACAAGGACAGAAGAUACAGGUGGAGGGGCAGUGUGCAUGUGUGAGUGAAUGAGGUGAAGAAAGUGUUGAUAUGCUAAAACAAAUAAAAUCCUUUAGAUUCAA